Messenger RNA from Myotis lucifugus (little brown bat), 442 nucleotides. Its product is annotated as testis-expressed protein 49-like. The record is from RefSeq and is a predicted model, not a curated record. Bases 58 to 420 code for a protein of 120 amino acids. Lineage: Eukaryota; Metazoa; Chordata; Mammalia; Chiroptera; Vespertilionidae. The transcript is spliced from 2 exons.
UCCUGAAGAUGCCAAAAAUGGAGAAUCAGAUGUGUGUGGCUCGGAGAGAUCCCUGCCAUGUGUGUGGUUGGCAUGGAGAGUAGAGGCUCAGAGAAUCAAAUAGUCCCAUUUGUCAAAUCUGCUCUCGUUUCAGACCAGAAGGAACUGGUGCCCACGAAGCUUCCCCCGAUUAUCUCAAAAGAUGGGAAUUAUUCUGUGCACCAGAAUAGCCACACAAAGUACCACAAAGCUGUACGGAAGGUGUUGCUAAAGACAUUCCCCAAUCAAGUCUUUAGAGUCCCCUUGACUGAUGCUCAGAACUUCAGCUUCUGGAGGUCAAAUGAGCCAGGAGUGCGCCCAGAAGACACCAUGCCGUGGAUCCGGAGCCCUCGCCACUGCCUCAUUAAAAGCCCAAUGACCAGGUUAAGCAGGGAGGGGUGAGGUGGGGAGACUAUUCCCUCCA